GUGCUCAUCAAUUCCACGCAGCAUGAAGAGUGAACGGCGUCUGAAACCCACUGGCUCUGUCUCAAGAUUGCCGACAAUAUGGGAAAUGGCCCUAUUUUGGAAGGGGCACAGAGUUCACCCACCAAUUGCAUACCUGCAUACGCCCCAACCUUACUGGGGGGUAGGACAGGGAGUGACACCUCCCACUCCGAACCGAAUCGGAAGGACAUCUUAACGGGAUUUUCUAUGAUACUGCAAUACCUCCGCGCGGCUUGUUCUGCUGCCUUUUGCGAUUAACUCGUCAUUCGUUCUCUCGUCACUCGCAUUCGAUUAACUCCGCCCAAACCGGCGACAACGACGACAAGAUGCUGGGAGGAAGGCGCAGGUUUAUUUCUCCAAUCUGCUUGGGAUUCUUCAUUCUCUUCUUGGGCUAUAACUUCUCGUUUCGGGAGACUCCAUCAAACUUCUGGCCAACGACAAAACAUGGCCAAGAGAUCGACUCCAAAGUGCUCAAUGAUGAGGCGUACUUCUGGCGACAGGUAUCUACCCACUACCCAGUACGGUCUAUACGACCAUUGCCGACAGGCAAACCGGUGAACCUGCCAAAAAUUCAGAUUGAUUUUCCCCUGGAGACAACGGGAGAGCGUCAACUCCGAUUGAGGAGGCAAGCUUCCGUCAGGGCAGCCUUCCGACGUUGUUGGAGCGCUUAUAAAAAUAAUGCCUGGCUUCAGGAUGAAGUGACACCAGUGAGCGGUUCUUCCAGAAAUCCCUUUGGAGGAUGGGGAGCGACCUUGGUAGAUAGUCUGGAUACUCUGUGGAUUAUGGGCUUCAAGCAAGAAUUUGAGGAAGCUGUGACAGCUGCAGCCACCAUCAGUUUCAAUUCGAGCUCGCUGGUUGAGAUCAACGCCUUUGAGACAACGAUUCGCUAUCUCGGAGGCUUCCUUUCAGCAUACGACCUGAGCGGAGACCUGCGGCUUUUACAGAAAGCCAGAGAGGUGGGAGACAUGCUGUAUGUGGCAUUUGACACGCCCAAUCAUAUGCCCAUCACUCGCUGGGAACUAAGUCGUGCCAUCUCAGGAGAGAAACAGACGGCUCCAGAAUGGGCUCUCGUGGCUGAGAUUGGUUCUCUCUGUGUAGAGUUCACAAGGCUGUCCCUGAUUACUGGGAACCCUAAGUGGUUCGAUGCUACCGAAAGGAUUACGCUGGCUUUGCAGCGACAGCAAAUGAAAACCCGGCUCCCUGGAUUGUGGCCGAUUGGUGUAAACCCUCGCGACAUGAAGUUCACCGAAGACAACACCUUCAGUUUAGGUGCAAUGGCCGACUCGGUUUUCGAGUAUCUCCCAAAAAUGGUGGCUUUGACUGGAGGACUGUUGCCUCACUAUGGGGACAUGUACAAGGAGGCAAUGAAGACUGCCAUCAAGUUCAACAUGUUCAGACCGAUGGUCCCUGACUCCGCAGACAUUUUGCUUUCGGGUAUCGUUCGCACUUCAAAGGAGAACGGCAAAAUAAAACCUACACUCGAAUGUCAAGGUCAGCAUCUUGUCUGUUUUGCAGGCGGAAUGCUUGCAGUCGGCGGGAAACUGCUCGAUAUCCCCGAGCAUUUGUCGACCGCACGGAAGCUUGUCGAUGGUUGUAUAUGGACCAACAAGAACAUGCCUUUGGGCAUUAUGCCAGAAGUAUUUUGGAUGGCUCCGUGUGACUCGGACACAGACUGUCCAUGGGAUGAGACGAAGUGGAAGCAGGCCAUCCUAGAGAGAGCUGGUGCGGAUAAGGACGAUUUAGAGACUGCGUCACAGAUUAUCAAGGAGCGUAGGUUACCACAGGGUUUCGUCGAUAUACCUGAUAAACGUUACAUACUUCGUCCGGAAGCGAUAGAAAGCAUCUUCAUUAUGUAUCGGACGACUGGCGACCCGAAAUUACUGCAAGCCGCCGCGGAUAUGUUCGACGCUGUACAGACCAACACCAAGACGGACAUUGCAAACUCGGCAAUUGCGGACAUCACGGUCACAAGUCCCAUAGAUGUUCAGCAGACGGAUUCCAUGGAGAGCUUUUGGAUGGGUGAGACGCUGAAAUAUUUCUAUCUGAUAUUCAGUGAGCCAGAUCUCAUAUCGUUAGAUGAAUGGGUGUUCAACACCGAAGCGCACCCCCUUCGGCGGCUGGUUUAGUGAAGGCGCCACAAUGUUCACGUAUUCUAGCACGCCAGGUGCAUGGUGAGCGGAAAGGGAGCUCGGCUGGCUGCUGGCUGCUGGCGUGCCCACUA
Truncatella angustata is the source of this 2239-nucleotide messenger RNA. RefSeq names its product family 47 glycoside hydrolase. The transcript has a single exon. Gene Ontology annotation, cellular component: endoplasmic reticulum; Golgi membrane. The record is from RefSeq and is a predicted model, not a curated record. Lineage: Eukaryota; Fungi; Ascomycota; Sordariomycetes; Amphisphaeriales; Sporocadaceae. Gene Ontology annotation, molecular function: calcium ion binding; mannosyl-oligosaccharide 1,2-alpha-mannosidase activity. Gene Ontology annotation, biological process: carbohydrate metabolic process; N-glycan processing. The coding region runs from base 345 to 2144 and encodes 599 amino acids.